GGGCCGAUGAGUCAAAGGAUUCCCCAGACCCUGGGGACAGCGAGAAACCGGCCACCCCGGGCGAGGGAGCGCUGAGCUCUGACCUCGACAAGAUCCCCACGGAAGAGCUGCCCAAGAUGGAGAGCAAAGACGUGCAGCAGCUCUUCAAGGACGUGCUGGGCUCGGCGGAGCGGGGGGAGCAGCCCCUCAACUGCGUGGCCGGGGGGAUGGAGGCCGGGCAGGACCCCGGCCGGGCACAGCGCCCCUUCCUGCAAGGAGACCUCCAGCUCUCGGGGCAGGGGAGCGUUUCCCUGGGCUCACUCUCCGGAUCCGUCUCCUUGGACUCGUAUUCAGGGGUCUGCCCGUCCCCAUUCCUCGACAGCAGGGAGCGGAGUGGCUUCUUCAGCCCAGACCACUGCGAGCCCGAGAGCCCCUGGGCCAGCAGCUCGGCUGCCACCACCCCCUCGACCCCCACAACACCCACGACAGAGGGGGAGGGCGAUGGCCUGUCCUACAACCAGCGCAGCCUCCAGCGCUGGGAAAAGGAUGAGGAGCUGGGCGAGCUCUCCACCAUCUCCCCCGUCCUCUACGCCAACAUGAACUUCCCCAAUCUCAAGCAGGAUUAUCCAG
Messenger RNA from Manacus vitellinus (golden-collared manakin), 609 nucleotides. Its product is annotated as histone-lysine N-methyltransferase 2D-like. NCBI's taxonomy places the organism in Eukaryota, Metazoa, Chordata, Aves, Passeriformes, Pipridae. The record is from RefSeq and is a predicted model, not a curated record. Gene Ontology annotation, molecular function: histone H3K4 methyltransferase activity; transcription coactivator activity; histone binding. Gene Ontology annotation, biological process: positive regulation of transcription by RNA polymerase II. Gene Ontology annotation, cellular component: MLL3/4 complex. The transcript is spliced from 4 exons. The annotation marks the transcript as partial.